Messenger RNA from Penicillium samsonianum, 2667 nucleotides. RefSeq lists its product as uncharacterized. NCBI's taxonomy places the organism in Eukaryota, Fungi, Ascomycota, Eurotiomycetes, Eurotiales, Aspergillaceae. The record is from RefSeq and is a predicted model, not a curated record. The coding region runs from base 1 to 2667 and encodes 888 amino acids. The transcript is spliced from 2 exons.
AUGUCCAUCUUCGCCCUCUUACCACCUUUGCCGCCCUUCCUUUUCUCUGCACUCGUCGUGAGCGGCCUCGCCUCCAAGGCCUUACAUAUUGCGCUACAUAUUCGGUCCUUACCGUUCCUCUACUUCGUCCUGUAUUCGCCUACACUUAUUCUACGAGAUGUGUUAGUUAUAAUAUUCGUACGGGUCUUGUUACGCUUCCAUGCGCCAGAUAGUCGAUGGCAAUGGCUCUCGACUGGGCUGGGAGGGGCACUGUCCUUGAUCACAUGGGGUGCUUCCUCCAUCCAGUUCGGAUUCUUUAUGCAGACCGGUGCCGAGGUCGCCUGGGCAGCUGGCGGUAGCUUCCUGAGCGAUCCGGCCGCCAUGAAAAUUCUCCUCAGCGGUGUCUCGACUGUAUCCGCUGCGGCCACCUUCCUCGGACUGAUUGCGUGGUUGCUUCAUUCACAUUUGUACAACAUCACCGGUCUUGGCUUGCAGGCAAUCCGAGACCUGUGCGUGGGGGGAUUCAAAGCGCGUUAUACAUUGAUUUCUGCCCCCAGCAAAUCGUGCAUGGCCUCGAUAGACCUCCGGUCGUUCCGUCGCAUUAUUCCCACAGUUGCCAUCUGUGUAUCGCUCCUUUUCUUGGAACUAACUAGGCCCGCUAUACCGUAUGACCAUCUAUCCGGAGCUCUGCCGCUCACACUGCUCGAUGCUUUCCAGAAAAAGACUGCGACGGUGGAGGGAUGUCGCGAGCCUGCCAUGCCAUUCCCUUUGUUGAUCACGGACGGUGAGGGGUUCUCCCGUCCUCAGUUCCAACCGGACUCGACGUUUGUGGAACAGUGGUCACGGGCUACCUGGCUCCCAGAAAACCCACCCCGAGGAUUCAGCCGCUGGGAUCUCAGCCCGAGUGAUCGUGCAGAGAAAGACAACCAUUAUUCUUUUGUAUGUGCCGGUGAUCAGGGCGCAUUCUACAAUCCGAAGAAUGACCCCCUGAUGGUCACGAAUCUGGGCGGUGAAAUUUAUGAGCCCCUACAAAAGGCUUUUAAAGAGCACUCCGUUGAGGUCAACCAUGUUGUGCUAUUAACGCUCGAAAGUGGCCGCAAAGAACUUUUCCCCGCACAACAGGGCACACCCCUGUUCGAUGGUCUUCUCGCGUCCCAUAAGAAGCAGAACAUCAACGAGGCAAUCGAUCGUAUGGUCAACAUGACCCCGGUCGCUCAACAGUUGACCGGCGAGUACGCAACCGAUAGCAAGGGGAACAAGGUCGACUUGAGCCACUCUUCGUGGAAGAACCCGCCACAAGAAGGUAUGGGUGGACUUAAUGUCCGUGGUGCCGUGACAGGUAGUUCAUUGACAUUCAAGAGUGUUUUGGGAAGUCACUGUGGCGUGAACCCUUUGCCAGUGGAUCUUCUGGAGGAGUCUAUGCUUGAAAUUUAUCAGCCGUGCUUGCCCCAGAUUUUUGAUCUGUUCAAUCAAGGCAAGCCGCAAUCGGGAAAGCUCCCCCAGAACUCUUCUUCCGAGAGCAAAUCCGCGGCUCUUAAGAACCCCUGGAAGUCUGUAUUCAUGCAGUCAAUUACCGAUGACUAUGACCGUCAGGACGUGCUGAACAAAAACAUGGGCUUUAAGCACAAGGUCGUCAAGAGUGACAUGCAAUCCCCCCACGCGAAGCACAAAGUUCAGGGCGAAGAGAUCAACUACUUCGGAUAUGCGGAGACUGAGCUCCGACCCUACGUGUUGGACCUGUUCGAGGAGGCUGCAAACAACAAGACCCGCAUGUUCCUUUCACAUGUCACCAGCACAACCCACCACCCCUGGAGUACUCCAGACGACUUCGAGAAAGAACCAUACAUGAGCGACCAGGGAAACAUCAACCACGACCUGAUGAACAACUACCUGAAUGCCGCCCGGUUCGUCGAUAUCUGGCUCGGGGACAUCAUGGCCAUGCUUGACGAGACAGGCAUUGCCAACGAGACUCUAGUCGUUGUCGUCGGAGACCAUGGCCAAGCCUUCGGCGAAGAUAAUAAGGACAUGACCGGCACGUAUGAGAAUGGCCACAUUAGCAAUUUCCGCGUACCCUUGGUUUUCCACCACCCGCACAUGCCUCGAGUGGACAUCACCGCCAACGCAACCGCCCUCUCCAUCGUCCCCACCAUUUUGGAUCUUCUCGUCCAAUCCAACUCCCUGGACGAGCGCGACUCCGAGAUCGCCUCUUCCCUCCUCCCGGAGUAUCAAGGCCAGUCUCUCAUACGUCCUUUCCUCUCUUCUAUGGAGGAACCACCCCACCGCCGUGACCACCACCACCACCACCAUCCCCCGCCAGAUGAGCAGCCAGAGCACGAGCCAGAACACCCCCAGCUCGAAGCCAGGUCCCACCCAGAGAGCCCAGCCAAGCGUAUCGUUUGGAACAUGGGAUUGAUCAACGCCGGUGGCUCGAUGCUCUCCGUUAUGGCAGCCGAUGUUCCCUACCGUCUCAUUCUUCCCCUGAAGGAUGGCUUCGAGUACACAUUUACCCACCUAGGCGAAGACCCCGGUGAAACCCACCUCACCAAGGCGUGGACUCUUGAAACCCUCAUCAAAGAGGUCAAGCCUAAAUUUGGCCAAGCGUCCGCUGAUUGGCUCAAGGAUGCUGAGCUAGUUGGCAAGUGGUGGGUGAGUGAACAAAAACGCAUUUGGGGUUACCGUGAAGCCUAG